GUGCUCCUCUUUGACCCCAGACACUGCCGUGAUCAGCCCCCAGGAUCCCACGCUCCUCAUUGGCUCCUCCCUGCAGGCCACGUGCUCGGUGCUUGGGGACCCGCCUGGGGCCACUGCUGAGGGCCUCUACUGGACCCUCAAUGGGCGCCGCCUGCCCCCCGAGUUCUCCCGGGUGCUGAACGCCUCCACCCUGGCCCUCGCCCUGGCCAACCUCAACGGCUCCAGGCAGCAGUCGGGGGACAACCUCGUGUGUCACGCCCGUGAUGGCAGCAUCCUGGCCGGCUCCUGCCUCUAUGUCGGCCUGCCCCCAGAGAAACCCUUCAACAUCAGCUGCUGGUCCAAGAACAUGAAGGACCUGACUUGCCGCUGGACGCCCGGGGCUCACGGGGAGACGUUCCUCCACACCAACUACUCCCUCAAAUACAAGCUGAGGUGGUACGGGCAGGACAAUACAUGCGAGGAGUACCACACCGUGGGGCCUCACUCCUGCCACGUCCCCAAGGACCUGGCUCUCUUCACGCCCUACGAGAUCUGGGUGGAGGCCACCAACCGCCUGGGCUCGGCCCGCUCCGACGUGCUCACACUGGACAUCUUGGACGUGGUGACCACGGACCCCCCGCCGGACGUGCACGUGAGCCGCGUCGGGGGCCUGGAGGACCAGCUGAGCGUGCGCUGGGUCUCGCCUCCCGCGCUCAAGGAUUUCCUCUUCCAAGCCAAGUACCAGAUCCGCUACCGCGUGGAGGACAGCGUGGACUGGAAGGUGGUGGACGACGUGAGCAACCAGACUUCCUGCCGCCUGGCCGGCCUGAAGCCCGGCACCGUGUACUUCGUGCAAGUGCGCUGCAACCCCUUCGGUAUCUACGGUUCUAAGAAAGCUGGGAUCUGGAGCGAGUGGAGUCACCCCACGGCCGCCUCGACCCCCCGUAGUGGUGAGGACAUUGAGGCGCCAGGAGGUCGCACGGUGAUUUGA
Molecule: messenger RNA, 970 nt
Organism: Carlito syrichta (Philippine tarsier)
Lineage: Eukaryota; Metazoa; Chordata; Mammalia; Primates; Tarsiidae
Gene: CRLF1
Product: cytokine receptor like factor 1
Exons: 6
Biological process (GO): cytokine-mediated signaling pathway
Cellular component (GO): external side of plasma membrane
Molecular function (GO): cytokine receptor activity; protein binding
Source: RefSeq, a predicted model, not a curated record